AGUGGUGCCGUUUAAUCAACCGGCCUUUGUUGAAUUUUAUUUCAUUUUUUUAAUAAAUAUAACCUUAAAACUUUACAAGAAAAAAAAAAAGGAUUACAUUGUUAAUUUUUAUCAUUUGAUUAAAGUAAUAAUAAUAUUCAGUUAAUAUAGGAAAAAUAAAAAGUUAAUUAAUCAAAAUGGAGGAAGAAUUAUUAGCACGACCGUAUCAAGUUGAUUUGUAUGAGAAGGCAGUUGCUGGAAAUACAAUAAUUUAUCUACCAACUGGAUCUGGAAAAACCUAUAUUGCCAUAAUGUUAAUUAAAAAUAUGAGUCAUGAUUUACGUGAUGAUUUUAAUAAAGGUGGUAAACGUACAGUAUUUAUUGUUAAUACUGUACCACUUGUUGAUCAACAAUCAUCUUGUAUAUUAAAAUAUACUGAUUUAACAUGUCGUGGUUACAGUGGUGAUAUGAAUGUUGAUUUUUGGAAAAAAAAUGAUUGGAUUAAUGAAUUUGAAAAAUAUCAAGUUUUAGUUAUGACUGCUCAAAUAUUUGUUGAUAUAUUACAUCAUAGUUUUUUAUCACUUAGUCAAGUUAAUUUAUUAAUAUUUGAUGAAUGUCAUCAUGCUGUUGGUGAUCAUCCAAUGCGACAAAUAAUGAAAGAAUUUAUGCAUUUUCCAAAAAAUCAACAACCAAAAAUAUUAGGUUUAUCAGCAACAUUAUUAAAUUCAAAUAUUAAAACAGAUAAAAUUAAUGAAAGUAUUGAAAUGUUAGAAUCAACAUUUCAAUCAAAAGUCAUAACAGUUGAUUCAAUGAUAUCAGUUAUUGGCUAUGCAAGAGUACAAGAAAAAAUAGAAUUAUUUAAUGAUUCAUCAUGUAAUAUUGAUAAUUUAUUAAAUAUAAAAAUAAAUAAUAGACUUGAUAAUAUUGUUAAUAUAUUACAAUCAAAAUGUUUACCAAGUGAUGCUUGUAAUCAUGCAUCAAGUGUUGUAUUUCAACCAAAAACUAAAAAUCGUCGAUUACUAACAAUCAUUGAAAAUAUUAAAGAACACAUAAAUACAAUGGGUCUUUAUGCUGGUAGUAAAGUUAUUCUUUUACAUAUAAUACAAUUAUUAUGCAUGAAAAAAUCAUCACAAAAUAAUGAUACAUCAAUUGUGUUGGAUUAUUUAAUAACACAAUUAACAGUAUUAAGAAAAUUAAUGAUAAAUGAAAUGGAUAAAAAAAUAUAUUCAAAUGAUUAUGAACGUAUAACAAAUAAUUCAAAUGACAAACUUUUAAAAUUAUUAAAUUUACUAAAUGAUUAUUGGAAUAAACGUGAUAUUAAUAAAAAAUUUUGUUGUAUUAUAUUUGUAACACGUCGUUUUAAAACAAAAGUAUUGUAUCAUAUUCUAAAAGACAUAAAAGAUACAAAUGAUAAUUUUAAAUUUCUUGAACCAGAUUAUAUUGUUGGUUAUUCAAAUAAUCCAUAUAAAAAUUCACCAGAAUCAAUGUGUAUUGCUAAAUGGAAUAAAGAAACAUUAAUACGUUUUCGUCAGGGUAUAACAAAUUGUUUAAUUGCAACUGAUGUUGCUGAUGAAGGUAUUGAUAUACCAUCAUGUUCAUUAAUAAUACGUUAUGAUCCACCACUUGAUUUUCGAUCAUACGUACAAAGUAAAGGACGUGCAAGAGAUUCAUCAUGUUUAUUUACAAUGUUUAUUUCAUCAAAUGAUAGAAAGCUAAAAGACACAUAUUUAAAUUGGAUUAGAACUGAAAAUUUAUUAAGAUGUUAUAUUACUGCUAGCAAUGAUGACAAUAUUGAUAGAAUAAAAUAUAAAACAACAUGUGAAAAUAAAAUUGAACCAUAUACAUUUAUUUCAUCAAAUGGUAAUCGUUCAUCAUUGACAGAUGUAUCAGCAGUAUCAUUAAUUAAUAGAUAUUGUUCAACACUUGGUACAUCAAAAUUUAUUAAUUGUACACCAACACUUGUGCUACAUAAAGUUAAACGUCAUGAAGACGAUGUUGCUUAUGUUGAUGAUCCUGAAAAUGAUGAAUUUUUAUACUGGGUAUCAUUAAAAUUUCCAUUAAUAUCACCAUUACAUGAAACAAUAAAUGGUGAUGUCAUGCCAUCACUUAAAUAUGCAAAACGUUCAGCAGCAAUGAAAGCAUGUAUUGAACUUCAUAAAAUUGGUGAAUUAAAUGAUAAAUUAUUACCACGUAAUACUGAUGAAAUAAUUCAAGAUAUAACAAUUCAUUUGAGUAAUUGGAUUAAUGAAACAAAUACUGGUAAAACAACAAUGAUUGGAACAAAUAAUAAUGUACGACCACAUGAAUUAUAUCAAAUUUCAUCAUUUUAUAAUUCACAACCUUUACCAAAUAAAAUUGUUUACAUGCAUGUUAUUAAUGUAAAACCAGUUUAUUCAAUACCAUCAAAUAAUCGUCAAAGAGUUUUUUAUAAUUAUCUCAAUGAUAAUUCUGGUUAUGCAAUAUUAUCUAGUAAAAAACUUUCAACAAUACCAAGUUUUCCAAUAUACAUGAAUGUUGGACAAUUAAAUGUUAAUAUUUUUGUUAAUCACAGUGAAUUAACAUUAACACAAAGUGAAUUUGAUAAAUUAAAAAAUUUCCAUUGGAUAUUAUUUGAUGAUGUUAUUGGUGUAUUAAAAGAUUAUUUAAUAUAUGAUAUUGAUAAUUUAGAUAAUAGUUAUUUUGUUGUUCCAAUUGAUAAUAAUUGGAAAAUUAAUUGGCAACUUGUUGAUAAUUAUAAAAAAAUUGAAACAAUAUCAGCAAAUACAUAUGCAACAAUGAAUCAUCAUUAUAAUUCAAAUUUAAAUUCAAAUUCAAUGGAAAUAUGUACAUCAUCAGGAGGAGGAGGAGCAGCAGCAUCAUCACUUGCUUUUAGUAAUAUUAUUGAAGAAGAUUGGCAAAUUGUUACACCAAAAUAUCGUUCAUCACAAGAAGUAUAUAUUGUUACAAAAGUAUGCCAUGAAAUGAAUCCAAUGUCACCAUUUCCAACAGAUAUGCCAAAUUAUUAUGAAUAUUAUAAAGAAAAACAUAAAGUUAUUGCAACAGAUAUGAAACAACCAUUGCUUGAAGUUAAACCAGUUACUAAAAAUAUAAAUUUUAUAUUACCAAAAGGUGAACCAGGUAUAACUAAAAAACGUAAAUCAGAAACACAUGAAGAACAUUUUAUACCUGAAUUAUGUAAUAUUAUAAAAUUUUCAUCAAUGUAUUGGUUAAAAGCAAUAACAAUACCAUCAAUAUUACAUCGUAUUAAUCAAUUACUUAUUGCUGAUGAAUUAAGAUGUGAAAUAAUACGUAAUACUAAUUUAGGUGUUAUUGAUGUUGAAAAAUGGCCAUCACUUGAAUUUACUGAACAAGAAAAAAUACUAUCUGAUUUACAACAACAAGAUAAACCUAUAAAUGAAAAUAGUACCAAUGAUGAUGAUGAUGACGAUGAUGACAAUGAUAAUUGUAGUGAUACAGAAUCAUUAAUGAAUAUGGAUAUUGAUAAUUUUGAUUAUGAUAAUUUGGAUGUUAAUAGCACAAAAGAUACAACAAAUAAAAAUCCACAAUUGCCAAUAAAUAAUGAUACUAAUAAUUUACUUUUAAAAAAUAAUAAUGACAUUGAUAUAUUGAGUCUUGAAAUAAAUAAUUUUCCAUGGUCAAAAGAACAAGAACCAAUUGAUUUAGAUAAAAAUAUGGAAACAAUACAAUUUAUUGAUAUUGAAUAUUAUCAUCAAUUUAAUAAUAAAAUAACAACGACAAGUAAUGAGCUAUAUGAUAAUCGAAGCUCAUCAGUAGUUGAAAAAAGUUGUAUAUAUUCAACAAGAACAAAAAAUUUAUCAACAAUGCCAUUAUUAAAAUUAAUAAAUAUUUCUGAUAGUAAUAAUAUUGGACCAAGUCCAGUUGAUAUUAUGAGAGCACUAACAACAACAUUAUCUGGUGAUGCUAUGAAUUUAGAAAGAUUAGAAACACUUGGUGAUUCAUUUUUAAAAUUUAUAACAUCAAUACAUUUAUAUGAAAAUUAUAAUUCUUGUGAAGGACAUUUAACAAUAUAUAAAGAUCAUAUUAUUGGUAAUCGUAAUUUAUAUUACUGUGGUGUUAAAAAACAAUUACCAGGUAAAUUAAAAAUUGAAAAAUUUGUAUCUGAUGGUAAUUUUAUAACACCAUCAUUUUGUGUACCAGAAAUUAUUAAAAAUAUUAUAAUUAAUGAUAAAGUAUCAACAAGUGUACUUUAUGAAAUUGCUUAUACAUCAAAUGAACAAAUAAAUGGUAAAAUAAAUGAUGAAUUAUUAAAUAAUUAUAUUGAACCAAUUAAAAAAUGGAGUAAACGUGAUAAUUGUGGUAAAACUGGUAGUGAUAAUUUUAUUGGUUUACAAUUUGUUAAAGAUAAAUGUAUAUCUGAUUGUGUUGAAGCAUUAACUGGUGUUUAUCUUAAAUAUAUGGGUUUAAGAGGUGCAGCAAAAUUAUUAAAUUGGUUUGGUGUAUUACCAAAUAAUAUAAAUAUUGAUAAUGUACUUUGUAAAGUACCAAAUGUUAAUUAUUAUUCUGAUGAUGAUCCAAUAAGGCAUAUGCCAUGGAUUGAUACAAUUGAAAAAUCAAUUGAUUAUAAAUUUAAUAAUAAAAUAUAUUUACUACAAGCAUUUACACAUUCAUCAUAUACUGGACAUUCAAUAACAUGUGAUUAUCAAAGACUUGAAUUUUUAGGUGAUGCUGUUAUUGAUUUUUUAAUAACUGUUUAUAUUUAUGAAAAUUGUGGUAAUUUAUCACCAGGUGAAUUGACUGAUUUACGUUCAUCACUUGUUAAUAAUAUAACAUUUGCUUGUUUAAGUGUUAAAUAUCGUUUACAUACAGCAUUGCUACAAUAUUCACCAAUAAUUAAUGAGUCUAUUGAAAAAUUUGUUAAUUUUCAAACAGAAAGAAAUUUUUCAAUUGAUGAUGAUUUAUUGUGGAUAUUAUAUGAAGAAGAAGAAUGUAAUAUUGCUGAAUAUGUUGAAGUACCAAAAAUACUUGCUGAUAUAUUUGAAUCAAUGAUUGGUGCUAUUUAUUUAGAUACAAAUAAAAAUAUUGCUAAAGUAUGGGAAAUUUUAUAUGGUUUAAUGAAAAAUGAAAUUGAUGUAUUCAGUAAAAAUGUACCAAAACAACCAGUUAGAAUGAUAUUUGAAAUGACAUCUGUACAUCCAAAAUUCAUGAAAGCUGAAGUUAUUCCUCAUGAUAAUCGUACAAUGGUACCACUUAGAAUUCAAGUCGGUGGUAAAACACAUAAAUUUUAUGGUUUUGGAUCAACACGAAGUGCUGCUAAAAGAGCAGCUGCUAAACAAGCCCUAAAAUAUCUCAGAAGAAAUAAAAUUAAUUAAUUUUUUUAACAUUUUAACUUGUGAUUUUAAUUUAAAAAAAAAAAAAAAAGUUUUUUAAUAUUGACGUUUGA
Molecule: messenger RNA, 5380 nt
Organism: Aphidius gifuensis
Lineage: Eukaryota; Metazoa; Arthropoda; Insecta; Hymenoptera; Braconidae
Product: endoribonuclease Dicer-like
Exons: 1
Coding region: 177-5309 (1710 amino acids)
Biological process (GO): pre-miRNA processing; siRNA processing; apoptotic DNA fragmentation
Cellular component (GO): nucleus; cytoplasm; RISC complex
Molecular function (GO): protein binding; RNA binding; ATP binding
Source: RefSeq, a predicted model, not a curated record